Octopus bimaculoides (California two-spot octopus) is the source of this 1697-nucleotide messenger RNA. Its product is annotated as 18S rRNA (guanine-N(7))-methyltransferase. NCBI's taxonomy places the organism in Eukaryota, Metazoa, Mollusca, Cephalopoda, Octopoda, Octopodidae. Gene Ontology annotation, biological process: rRNA (guanine-N7)-methylation. Gene Ontology annotation, cellular component: nucleolus. The record is from RefSeq and is a predicted model, not a curated record. Gene Ontology annotation, molecular function: rRNA (guanine) methyltransferase activity.
CUUUGCUUGAUUCCUUUAAACUUGUCGCAAUAUGGCAGCGAGUGGUCGGCCUGAGAGACAAGCUCCGCCAGAAAUUUUUUAUAAUGAAACAGAAGCUCAGAAAUAUACAUCAAAUUCUCGUAUGAUUGAUAUUCAGUCGAAACUUUCCGAAAGAGCCAUUGAAUUAUUAAACCUACCAGAAGAUCAGAGCUGUUAUAUUUUAGAUGUUGGGUGUGGUUCCGGUCUGAGUGGUGAGUGUUUAACAGAGGAUGGUCAUAUUUGGGUUGGCAUUGAUAUAAGUUCUGCUAUGCUGGAUGUGGCACUGGAGCGUGACUCAGACGGAGACUUUCUGCUUGGUGACAUGGGACAUGGAAUGCCUUUCAGAGCUGGCACAUUUGAUGGAGUUAUCAGUAUUUCUGCAAUCCAGUGGCUGUGUAAUGCUGACAAGAAAACCCAUCACCCAGUGAAACGGUUAUUUAAAUUCUUCAGCUCCUUGUAUGCAUGUAUGGCCCGUGGCGCAAGAGCUGUUUUCCAGUUAUAUCCAGAAAAUGGACAACAGUUGGAAUUAAUAACACAACAAGCAAUGAAAGCUGGAUUUCUAGGUGGUGUAGUUGUGGACUACCCCAACAGUACCAAGGCCAAAAAGAUAUUCCUCUGUCUUUUUUCUGGCGGUGUCCAACAGCUUCCUAAAGGUCUUGGCACUGAAGAAAGUAGCUCUGCUGAUAACCACAUCGACUACAUUAGUAAACGAGAAAGAGUUAAACAACUAAGAAAAUGCAAAAAUCCUAAAAAGAGCAAAGACUGGAUCCAAGAGAAGAAAGAUCGAAGGAGGCGACAGGGCAGAGAUACUCGACCUGAUACGAAGUACACAGGAAGAAAGAGACGGUCACAAUUCUAAACAUGCUUUCUUUAAGCUGUGAUAUAAUAAAUAAAUAUUUGUUAUAUCCAGCCCAGAUACUCCACCUGUUUUAGGCUGAAACAAACUAGGCCCAAGCCUUUCAUACCUACCUGACAAUGUCAUUCUAAAAAUAUACAGUCACAUCAUUGAAAUCUCAAAGCUAUGAGAUAAUCCAGGAUUAACUGAAAACAAUGUGAAUAAAUAAGGAUUACAUUUGACAGAGAAUUAAAUUGGAUCACUUCAUCUAAUUAUGUUACUUCAUUGUUUUAACUUUUCAGUGUCUUGCAGAACAUCAGUCCCCCUCACAUAUACCCUCUCUGCAUGAUAGUUGGGAAGACAUUGCUAGCCCCCACCACUCUCUUAACCUUCCCUUGGAGACAAAGGUCGAUGUAAGUGUCCCUCUUACAGUGUAGUUGGGAUUCAGUGUGAGCAGCCCCUCACAACCCUUUUGCUGUAAAUGAUUCUGAGAGAAAAUAAUUGAUCCCAGCAUAUUACCAGUCCUGGAAAGUUGACCUCAGCAGGUUUUGAACUCGGCAUUCAAUUACCACAAGACACUUGACUGAUGCUUUGCGCCAGUCAGUUGCUUUAUGAAACAUUAAGAUUAAAUUUUCAGAUAGUUGGAGGUUCUUAAUCAAACCUUUUCUUACCAUAUUCCUGUUGGAAGGAAUCCUCUUUUUCUCUCGCUUUUCUUUUUUUUUGUUUUUUAACUCGUUUCAAUCAUUAGACCGUGGCCAUACUGGGGCACUGCCUUGAAGAAUUUUAAUCAGAUGAACCAAACCCAGUUGUCAUUAUCAUUUAACAUCUAUUUUCCCUGCUGGCA